This is a messenger RNA of Exserohilum turcica Et28A, 1755 nucleotides long. RefSeq lists its product as uncharacterized. The transcript has 5 exons. The coding region runs from base 1 to 1755 and encodes 584 amino acids. Gene Ontology annotation, molecular function: ATP binding; glycerone kinase activity. Gene Ontology annotation, cellular component: cytosol. Gene Ontology annotation, biological process: glycerol catabolic process. The record is from RefSeq and is a predicted model, not a curated record. Lineage: Eukaryota; Fungi; Ascomycota; Dothideomycetes; Pleosporales; Pleosporaceae.
AUGUCGUCAAAACACUUUAUUCAUGAUCCUACGCACCUGGUCAACACGGCGCUUCUUAGCAUCCCAAAGACAAACCCUUCUGUGCAAUGCGACAUAAAGAACAAGAUCAUCUAUCGCAAGAAUGGCGCAUCGCAAGUGUCCAUUGUCUCUGGUGGUGGUAGUGGCCACGAACCUUCUUUCGCUUCCUUUGUAGGCGCAGGCCUCCUUUCUGGCGCGGUAGCGGGUACCAUCUUUGCGUCCCCAAGCGCAGAGCAGAUACGAAGGUGUAUACUGCAUCGCAUCCAGAAAGAUAAGGGUGUCCUCGUAAUCGUAAUGAACUACACCGGCGACGUGCUGAAUUUCGGAAUGGCUGUGGAGAAGGCGCGCGCUGCUGGAAUCGAGGCCGACAUGGUGGUCGUCGGCGAUGACACUGGAGUGGGGCGGGCAAAAGGUGGGAAGGUAGGACGGAGAGGAAUUGCAGGAACUGUUCUUGUCCAGAAGAUUGCUGGAGCGCUUGCGGCCAAAGGAGCGAGCCUCAAGGACGUGACGCGUGUAGCGCGACUCGUUGCAGAGAAUACUGUCUCCAUUGGAUCAUCACUAGCGCAUGUCCAUGUUCCUGGCCGACGAGAAGCCGAAGAAGAUGAACUGAAAGACGGUCAGGUCGAGAUCGGAAUGGGCAUCCAUAACGAAGCUGGCUCGGAGCGCAAAUCGAUUGAUCUUCCAGGGCUAGUGAAGACGAUGCUGUCGCACUGUCUCGAUGUCGCAGACCAAGAUCGAAACUUCUCUUCCAUCACCGCAAAGGACGAGGUUGUGCUGCUGAUUAAUAACCUGGGAGGAGUCAGUCCGCUUGAACUGAGCGGUAUCACGAACGAGGUCGUUGAGCACCUGGCAUCCGACUUCAACAUUAAGCCUGUGCGUAUACUCGCGGGAACUUUCAUGACCAGCUUGAAUGGGCUGGGCUUCAGCAUUAGCAUGCUCAAAGUCAGUGAUACGCAAUUGACAGGCGCUUCGAUGCUUGAGCUGCUGGAUGCGCCGGCUGAGGCGAGCGGUUGGUCCGCAGCGAUCAGUAGCAGCACCUGGGCCAGACGUGGAGAGGCAAACAAAAAGGAAGAAGAGGUCGAUGAAGAAGAAGUUUUGCCUAGUGACUUGAGGGUCAAUUACGCUCAGGCCAAGUCGGCACUGACAACCGCACUAAAUAGAGUGAUAGCUGCCGAGCCUGAUGUCACCAGAUAUGAUACAAUCGUAGGAGAUGGUGAUUGCGGAAUUGGACUGAAACGAGGUGCAGAAGCAAUUCUGAAGAUGCUCGAAACAGCAAAGGAAACAGACGAUCUGUUGAUCCUUGUGAAUAACAUCAUUCAAGUGGUCGAAGUAGCGAUGGACGGGACGUCAGGCGCAAUCUACGCCAUCUUCUUGAACGCACUAGCCCACGGACUGCGAACACAUUCGCCUUCGUCCCCUCAGCCAGUUACUCCUGCGAUUUGGGCCAAGGCGCUUGAUUCAUCGCUCAAAGCACUGGGAAAGUACACGUCAGCAAAGCCUGGUGAUCGGACGCUGAUGGACGCUUUGUAUCCGUUCGUUGAGGCGCUGUCCAAAACAGAAGAUAUCGAAAAAGCAGCCACAGCGGCACAAGGAGGAGCGCAAGGAACGAAGGGAAUGAAGGCGAGUUUGGGACGGACGGUGUAUGUUGGAGGCGUAGGGUUCCAAGAAGUGCCUGACCCUGGCGCGCACGGUCUCGCGGAGCUUCUGCUGGGCCUGAGUGACGGAUUGAAGAAGUAG